UAAUAUUUCGAUUUGAUUUCGAUCGACUAAAUUGACAUUCAGUUUCGGAAUAGGAAAUAGAUGUGUGGAGGGGAGAUUGUUUCGGCUUGUGGGAAAUGUACGAAUAUCGCAGAUUUUUCAAAUAUAAUGUGAAUUGAAAAGAACAUAUCCUUACUUAAACUUCAAUGACACGAUCCUUACGUUAUCGUAUUAGUUUUUGUUGCCCAAUAAUCAACAUUUAUUAGUAAAUUCAAGUGUAAAAUCCAUUGAAUAUCGAAAUAUCGCCACUGCGUCUUCAUGAAUUGUUUUUAUUAUUGAUAUUUUUUUAUUUUCGUAUAAAUUACGUAAAUCGAAGCCUAAUUUUGUUAUUAUUUAAUAAAAAAAGUGCUUUAAGUAUCUGUAAGCUCAAUUAAGUGUUUAUUUAACAGUAAAGUGUUAAAAAAUAAAAUAAAAAAUAUAGUCGCGUGUUGCGGUGAUAUUAAAUUUGAAAAUCGAAUUGCAAAAUGUCUGACGGUCAUGGGGAACCAAAUCAAAAUAGAAAAGAGAGUGUCGCGAAUGCUAACGUGGCAAGCGAUAGUCCAGUUACCGAUCCUGGUCAGGUCCGAGGCGGGAAUACGGAUGGAUCAGCGGGAAAAUUCGAGGGCCAGCGAGUGAAAUCUGGUGCUUUGAAGAAGUCAGCGAGAUAUAGGAGCAGAUCCCUAUCAGCGUCAUCUGCCGAUUCCUACAGCUCAACAUCUUAUACUGGGUCGUCCUCGGAUGAAGAUGAAGGCGUCCAACCCCACGAAAAGGCGAUCGCAGCCGGACAGCCAAACCCACCGUACUGUGUUCGUAACAUCGAGCAGCACGACCUCGGAAGGCGGGAGAUACAGAUAGCGGAACAGGAGAUGCCUGGGAUCAUGGCGCUGAGAGCGAGGGCUAAAGAUGACAAGCCAUUGAAAGAUGCUAAGAUCGUAGGGUGUACGCACAUCAACGCUCAAACCGCAGUCUUGAUAGAAACUCUAGCUGCCCUCGGUGCGACCGUUCGCUGGGCGGCUUGCAACAUUUACAGCACCCAGAAUGAGGUUGCUGCCGCUCUGGCUCAUGCUGGUUUCGCGAUAUUCGCGUGGCGUGGGGAAAGCGAGGAGGCGUUCUGGUGGUGUAUCGACCAGUGCGCCGCGCCCUCGACAUCCUGGCAGCCUAAUAUGAUCCUGGACGAUGGGGGCGACGCCACACAUCUCAUGCUCAAGAAACACGCCACGACCUUCAAGCAGAUCAAGGGUAUAGUAGAAGAAAGCGUUACGGGAGUACACAGACUGUACCAGCUCAGUAAAGCGGGAAAGUUGUGCGUGCCCGCUAUGAACGUGAAUGAUUCUGUGACCAAGACGAAGUUUGAUAAUUUGUACUCUUGUAGGGAGAGCAUAAUCGACGCCCUCAAGCGCAGCACGGACCUGAUGUUCGGAGGCAAGCAGUCCGUGGUGUGCGGCUACGGCGAGGUCGGCAAGGGCUGCUGCCAGGCGCUCAAGGCGCUGGGAUGCGUCGUGUACGUGACAGAAAUAGAUCCGAUUUGUGCGUUACAAGCCGCGAUGGACGGCUUCAGAGUUGUUAAAUUGAAUGAGGUGAUAAGGCAAGUAGACAUCGUGAUAACGGCGACGGGAAACAAGGGCGUGGUGACUCGCGAACACAUGGAGCGCAUGAAGAACGGCUGCGUGGUGUGCAACAUGGGCCACAGCAACACCGAGAUAGACGUGCACGCGCUGCGCACGCCCGACCUGCUGUGGGAGCGCGUGCGGAGCCAGGUGGACCACAUAAUCUGGAGCAACGGUAAACGCAUCGUUUUACUGGCGGAAGGCCGACUUGCCAACCUGUGCUGUUCAUCGUUACCGUCCUUCGUGGUAUCAGUGACGGCCGCAACUCAGGCACUUGCCCUCAUUGAACUUUAUAACGCCCCUAAUCAUAGAUACAAGGCGGACGUGUAUCUCCUACCUAAGAAAAUGGACGAGUACGUGGCAAGCUUACAUUUACCGACUUUCGAUGCGCAUUUGACUGAACUAACCGACGAGCAGGCGAAGUACCUGGGUCUCAACAAAGUGGGGCCGUUCAAACCUAACUACUAUAGGUAUUAGUCUAGAUCUAGGUGCCUAUCGCUUCGCUUCUAGUGUUUCACGAGUACAAAGUAUUGUUUUUUUUUUUUGAAGUUAUAUUUCUUUUGGCGCGUUAGGGAAUAAUGAUGAGAGUAAAUUUUUAAUGCGCGCGCACAUUGUCACAAAAAAACCGAUACCCUGAAGUUAGCUAAUUAACGA
This is a messenger RNA of Melitaea cinxia (Glanville fritillary), 2258 nucleotides long. It is a transcript of the gene AhcyL1, whose product is annotated as adenosylhomocysteinase-like 1. NCBI's taxonomy places the organism in Eukaryota, Metazoa, Arthropoda, Insecta, Lepidoptera, Nymphalidae. The record is from RefSeq and is a predicted model, not a curated record. Bases 483 to 2081 code for a protein of 532 amino acids. Gene Ontology annotation, cellular component: cytosol. The transcript is spliced from 10 exons. Gene Ontology annotation, biological process: L-methionine cycle.